AUGACGGGAAAAGGCUGUACGGGUCAAGCUUGCGCAGCAUGCAAAUACCAGAGAAGAAAAUGCUCUUCUGACUGCCUGCUGGCGCCCUAUUUUCCACCGGAUCAGCCAAAACAGUUUCUCAAUGUGCACAAACUAUUUGGAGUGAGCAACAUUUUGCGUUUGUUGAAGCAGCUUGAUGAUACCCAGAAGAGCGAUGCCAUGAAAUCUAUUAUUUACCAGGCAAAUGCCCGGGAGAAGGAUCCUGUUCAUGGGUGCUUUGGCGUUAUUGUUAUGCUGCAGAACCAGGUUGAAAGGUUGAAACAAGAGCUUGAGAUUGUGAGGAAUCAGUUGAUUCUUUUGGAGCAGCAACAGUAUCAAAAUGGUGGUUUGCAGCAGCAGAUUCAGCCUUUGGAAGGUCAUGUGUCUCUUUCACAUCAGCAUACGGAUUUGCCUGAGAACACCAAUUCUUGGAUUUACCCUUAUGUGCAGAAUUCUCCUUAUGAGGGGCAGCCACUUUAUCGCCAGGCUAAUUAUGAUGUUAGUAGACCUAAUAAUUUUGUUGAAUAUGAACAACAGCAACAGCCCUGUGUAGAGUCCAAGGAAGGAUUUGAAUCCAGUACAAAGUCUUCUUUGAAGGAAACACAGUGCUUGGAUCAUGUGGCAGAUCAUGAGCUCAAGAAUGCAGCCGCCUUGUUUACUCUCACAACCGAUAACUAG
Messenger RNA from Cryptomeria japonica (Japanese cedar), 696 nucleotides. Its product is annotated as LOB domain-containing protein 12-like. The coding region runs from base 1 to 696 and encodes 231 amino acids. The record is from RefSeq and is a predicted model, not a curated record. The transcript is spliced from 2 exons. Lineage: Eukaryota; Viridiplantae; Streptophyta; Pinopsida; Cupressales; Cupressaceae.